UCAGUCCCAUGGCUGCGUGUGGCUCCGUUGACAUUUAAGCAGAGAACACUCAUCGUAGUAGUACGUUGGGGAGAAAAAAAAGCGUUUCAUUCGGGAUAAAUCAUAAUCUUGUAUGAACCGUUUAUUAUCGAACUGCUGUUUUUUUUCCCGUUUUUUGUUUUCGAAAAUAGUGAACGAAGGCGUAAUCCGUCGUUCGGUUUCAUUUGCUUGCAAGUUUGCAAUGCUAGUAAUCGUGCUAGUUUGAUAUAUUGCUCAGACCAAAUCGGUUCGAUCGUUAGCUUCCUUCAAUGCCCUUCCACAAUCCUGUUUGUCUGGCAACGAUUGUGGUUACCUUAUGUAUUUAUUUUCCCGAGAGAAAUAAUGUAAGCCCGUCUUCUGCGCAUAAUGGACAGAGACUUGUUGAGGCAGUGUCUGACGUAUCACGGAGAGUCCUUGUUCAGCACAUUGAAAUGUGAACAGACUGAGAAUCCCGACUUUCAAGCCGUGGUGGCUGACCUGUGUAAGGCUCCGUAUGAGGGAAAUGGCGAAGAGCAGAGCAGCCCCCUUGUGGAGCAGUUCAUUGCUCGGAAGGCUGACAUUCUUUUCAGUCCAUCGUGGAAGACUGCAACUCCGAAAGAAGAAGAAGAACCCCGACAGGAGGAAGCCGCAGAGGCUUAUGCUGUCAUGCCCCCCCUGGAGUUAUUCAUGGAGGUGCCUUUUGAAGAGAGAAGGACCAUGCUUUACCGGGAUUUAGAACGAGGAGACAUCGUGGUGGGGAGGAUCAACAACGUUCGCGAAUAUGGCUUCUUUCUCACGCUCAUUUGCAUGGCGGGCGGGCUGAACAGAGACAUCGAAGACCUGGAGUUAUCGGCUCUUUGUCACAUUAAAGAAAUUCCCUCAGCUGGCAGCCACGACGAUCCUUUGUCCUACUACCAGAUUGGGGACUUCAUCAGAGCCGUUGUGAAAGAUAUCGACCGCUACCAGGAAAAAAUAACCGUCUCGCUUCUGCAAGCAUCCAUUUCUGGCAGAUCAGACUGCAUCCAACUCGGAGUCGUGACUAGGGAGGAGCUGCCCGUACAAUACGAUCGGAGUGUUUGCGCAGCCAGUGACUUCAGCAAGACGUACGAGCGCAUACUGAGGGGUUGCCACGGCUACCACAACCCCUGCGUGGUGGACUACCUGCUGGAGAACAUCGGCGUCAGCGACGUCCAUCCUCCGUCCAUGAUGCGAGGGCUCCAAAGUCAACUGUUUGCAAAAGAAGAUUUUGCGUCCGUCAUCCGGAAGAAGCAGUCGGUAUCCUGGGCCUUGAAAUGUGUUAAGGCUGGUGUGGGCCACUUCAAGCAGGGUCGCCAUGUGGAAGCCAUGAAUGAGUACAACAAAGCUUUGGACAUCGACACCAAUAACGUGGAAGCGCUGGUCGCGCGCGGCGCUCUGUAUGCAAAUAAAGGCGUGAUCCUGAAGGCGAUAUCGGACUUCGAAUUGGCCCUGGAGACGUGCCCGGAUCACCGCAAUGCCAAGAAGUACCUCUGCCAAACACUGGUUGAGAGAGGAAAACAACUCGAGGAACAAGAGAAGCUCGUGACAGCGGAAGGAGUGUACAGACGAGCGCUUUCUCUGGAUGACGCAAACCCCGAAGCUCAGGAGGCCUUGAGAAAAAUCACCGAGACCAUACAGAAUUCCAUUCGCCUGCGGGAAGAAGCGCUGGCGAAGGAAGGGGAAGAGAAAGCCAAAAGCAGUCAGAGCAGCGCUGAGAAAUUGCGUAAGCUCUUAAAAGAGGAGAAGAGGUGAGUUA
Messenger RNA from Hippocampus comes (tiger tail seahorse), 1771 nucleotides. Its product is annotated as tetratricopeptide repeat protein 14-like. The record is from RefSeq and is a predicted model, not a curated record. NCBI's taxonomy places the organism in Eukaryota, Metazoa, Chordata, Actinopteri, Syngnathiformes, Syngnathidae. The transcript has 11 exons. Bases 385 to 1767 code for a protein of 460 amino acids. Gene Ontology annotation, molecular function: protein binding; nucleic acid binding.